UUAGAUUUAGUAGUCACGUCUAAGAGGCAUGACAAAAACUUUUCAAAACCUCUUGAUACUUUUUCUAAUAGGAGUAUCAAAUGGAUCUAUUUCCUCGCUUUUACCAUCUGGUGAUCAAGAUUUGGUUGUAGCAAGAAUUAAUCAUUUUAGAAGAAAUGCAGGAUCAUCUGAUAUGCAAAAAAUUGCCUGGGAUGGAGAUUUAGCAAGUUCCGCUCAAGAACAAGCCAACCGUUGUUCUGAAAUACAAGAUUCAAAAGUAUUUGCCUUUUCUUCAAUUUCUUCAGUUGAAAAUGCUGUGAAGGCAUGGUUUGAUGAAAAAGGAAAUUUUGAUGGAAAUUCUUGCAAUUGCCGAGUAGGAGCAAAAUGUCAAAAUUAUAUUAAAGUUACAACAGCAAAAACCGUAAAAGUUGGCUGUGGUAGACAAACAUGCUCUAAUUUAUAUGAAGAUAGCACAAGAACCUCAGUCAUAAAGAAUAAUGUCGAGUUUCUUGUUUGUAAAUUUGAAAAACCAGCUAUAGAGAAUAAUUGUCCCUUUAAAAAGGGAAAAGAAUGCUCAGAAUGUCCAAGCGGAAGGGAGAGAUGCGUUGAGAAGUUAUGUCAAGCGUCCUGCGCAAAAGGAGAAGAGGGUGAAGGCUGCCACAUCGAACCAAAAGUUACACAUAUUCAACCGCAAAAAGGUUCUUUAAAUGGUGGAACACGAAUUACGAUUUUUGGAAAAGGGUUUUCCCAGGAUCGAUUCAAUUUUGGUGCAAAUAGAGAAUCGUUAGGUAAUAAAGUGACUCUAAUAUCUGCAGUGGGAAGCCAUACUUGCGAUAUUCAUAUUGAUGGCUGUACCGAAUUUCAAAUUACUUGCUAUACUAGAAAAAUGCCCGCCGGAAGUUAUUUUGUACGUAUCGAGGUUGAUGGAAAAGCAGUAACUGAUGAAAAUCACUGUGGAGAUGCUGAUGCUUCAGACUGCAAAUUUACAACUCUUCAAGAUAAAACACCAACAAUAGAGUCAAUAGAGAGACAUACACAAACACCUCGUCAAUUUAUUAAGAUGAGAGGUGUCAUUGGUACAGCUUAUAGAGGAAGUACUAUACUUACCGAGAAUAGUACAAAUGGCGAAACCGAUAGAUUUACUAGAAUGUGGGCAUGCGGGCGCGAAUGUAUUAUGGAAAAUGAAAACGGCGAUGUCCAUAAAUUAGAAUUAGAUGGUGAUGGAACAGGCAAAUAUGGCUCGGUUUGGUGUGAACACCAAGGGAAUUUUGUCGGACUUUGUAAUGUAAGUUCACUGAUUGAAGGAAGUUGGGGAAGAUCUCUAACCAAGACACACUUGUUGAGGGUUUCUCAUGAUGAUAGAAUUUAUACUCUUCAAACCUAUGCUGUAAUAGAGAGUAUCUCCCCAAAUGAGGGAUCUGAAUCGGGUUCAACCUAUAUUACUAUAUCUGGAAACUAUUUUGAUCCAAAAACAUCAAGUGUUAAAGUUAGUGAUGAAAAUUGUGCCAUCGUUAGCAUUACUAAUAAUGAGAUUAUUUGUAAAACGUCACCAAAACCUGCUUCCUUACCAUCUAAAUUCCCCGGAAAUCGGGGUCUACUCAGAAGCACUUGGGAAGGAGAAAAUAAAAAUUUUGCUAAUUUAGAUGAUAUAGACUCUCUCUCAAACCCAACAUAUACCAACUGGACAGAUGAAACUUAUUAUAAAGAAAUUGAAAAAAAUACAUAUGUUACUAAAACGGUUGGUUAUUUCAUAGCCCCUGCAGACUCUGACUAUGUUCUCAAAGCCAAAGGGGACGAUUUUCUUAAAGUUUAUCUUAGUAAAGAUGACACAGAUCCUUCAUCCCUGGAAUUAAUGUCCCAAGUUGUGACAGCAACAGACAGUUUCAAUACAAAUCCAGAGCAAAUUAGCUCGAAAUUUACAUUAGAGAAGGGUAAAGCUUACGCUAUCAAAAUAGUUCAUGCCGAAGGCAGUUCAGCGGCUAAAAUUGCUGUUGGAAUUCACUCUAUGAGUACGGUUUUUAACGAAGGUCAAAAUGCCUGGGCAAAAGACGAAGUCCAAAUUAUAAAAACAACAAGUACUGUCCGACCCGAAAUACAGACAUUAGAUAUGUCUAGUUUCCCAGCUUCUCAAACUGCAACUUCCGAAGUUCAAUCUUGUGUAAUUGACAUAUCAUCCGAAGAAAUUCCUUUCAGAUUAAAGUACAAUAAUUUACCAACAGAACUUUUAUCAAAGCUCUCAACUGCAAACGAUGUGAAAAAUAAACUUAAGAAAUUGUCGACAAUUGCAGCCGAAAAUAUAAAUCUUGAUGUAACUGUUGCUAGUGACGCUACCACGUUUACUAUAACUGUCACAUUUAAUUCUGAAUUGGGUUCUCAUCCACAAUUGGAAUUGGUCACGGCACCGGAGUAUUCAGGAAAUGUAUCAAUGGUUGUAACAAAAACAACAGCGGGAGUAUCAGGAAAUGAAAAAUUUAGAUUACAAUAUGCCGAUCAAGUGUCUCCUGUAAUACCUGUUGGAGCGAACGCAGAGAAGGUUAAAGAGGCCGUUGAAACUCUAUUUUCUGUUAAAUGUUCCAAGAAACUUACAGAAAAUUCAGCCUUAGAAUUUGAUGAGUUUGAAAGUUCAAGUGAGUCAGCUGAAGUCGUACCAUUUUGUGGCAGACGAUCUAGAAAGAACCCCUAUAUAUUAUUUUCUUCGACAAAAAGACCUAUAUCAAUUAACAGCAAUCCUAUUUUCUGUACUGCUUAUAAAGGAAACUUUUUAUCAAGACUUCAGGUUAAAUACAUUUACCCAGACAAUGGUAAAUCCUCAACACGAUUUAGAAAUAUAAAAUUUGAUUUGAGUGAUAAUAGCGGAAAUUGGAACUAUAAUUGCGUAAACAUAUUAGAGUAUCUUAAGGCUAGACACAUUGGCGUCACUAUAUUUAGAGCGCAGCUAAUUCGCAUUAAUCCUAUGGAUUCUGAAUCAUAUAUUGAUAUUCCUUAUCUUGGUCCAGAAAAACCAGCUGGUGAAGAAAAUCCUACAAAUUUAAGAGGAGUUCCAGCCUUCGUUGCUGAUGAAGUAACAGUCAAUGAAACUGCUUCAGGAAUUUACGAGAUAUCAAUUAUGCCUCGCAAUUGCUUCAAUAAUUUACAAUUAUUAUCUGUGGCCAGCGCAGCCCCUGCAGAUUUCACAGUUACACAGGAACAAGCUGCUGGCGUUCCUCCCUCAGGUGAAUUCACAAUCAGCUGGGAUGGAAAGACCACAGUUGUUAAGGCUGACUACACUGAAAGAGAAAUGAAUGAUCAAUUAGAAACUUUAAGUGGUAUUCAAGAUGUAAAAGUUACAAGAACAGGCAAAUGUAGUGGCUACGAAUGGAGAGUACAAUUCCUUACUUAUCAUGGAGAUGCCCCAGAUAUGACUAUAUCGGACCAUUCAAGUUUACAAGGUACGGACGCAGCUGCUAGUAUAGUACAGGGAAGGAAUGGAGGUAUUUUUUACUACCCUAUCCCAGGUGAUAUGCUUAGGACAAUGCAUGAUCUACCUCAAGUGACAGUCGAUGUGAAUAAUGUUCCUUCAAGAUGUGCAGGAAAUUGCGACUUUCAAUGGAGUAGCGCGAUAAAUCCAACAGCUUCGGGUAUUACUCCCACAACAGGCACAUCCGGAACAGCAGUUACCAUUGCUGGCACUGGUUUUUCAACCACUCCAUCUAUGAAUGUCGUCCUCAUUGGUGAUUCAGAAUGCUCUAUCACAACAUCAACAGAAACCGAGAUACAGUGUACAGUAGCUGAUGGUGCACUUGGUAGCCAAGAUGUUCAAGUUAUUGUUAAAGAUAAAGGCCUUGCGACUUCAUCUAUGAUCUUUGAUUAUACUGCAGCUGUUUCAAGUAUUUCUCCUACAAGUGGAAGUAUCGGUGGAGGUUUAGUAUUGACUGUCACCGGAAAAGGCUUUCAAGAUGGAGACAUUGUUAAAAUAGGAGCAGUAGAAUGUCCUGGUAUAGCCUUGACUUUCUCGACAAUAACGUGUAAAGUACCUGCCAGAGCUGCAGGAGCUGGCCAGGAAACUGUUACAGUGGAAAAUAGUGGCUCUCCAAUAACAGGUAGCGCAACUUUCGACUAUACUGAAGCCGAUUCAAUAUUAAUAACUGCCAUUGACCUAACACAGGCAAAUGCCUUUGGAGGCGAAGAGGUUACAAUUGAUUCAACAGUUGGACCCUUUGGAUUCAAUCCUCGUAAAGUUUUCGUAGGAGAUCAUGAAACAACAAUAUUAAAGUAUUCGAACACACAAAUUAAAAUUAGAUUACCAUCUUUACCAAAUGGAGAGCAUACUUUAUAUAUUCGAGGUGCACAUGGAUAUGCUAUUUUAGAUGCCACUAAAGCUCUUCCAAAAAUAACAGUGCAGUUUGAAGUUACAGCAGUUUCGACAGAUAAAUGCUCCAGCUAUGGUGGUUGUAGAAUAACUUUAACUGGAGUAGGCUUUAAUACUGAUUGCUCAAAGAAUAAGAUUACAUAUGAGGAUUCAGUAUGCAAACCGACAUCUUGUUCUGACACUUCUGUGGAGUGUACUUUAGAAUAUGCUGCAUUUGUUCAUAGAAUAACUAAUAAUGGUAUCAAUCCUGCUCUGGGUAAGAAAUUUGCCUGGGACCCAAAAAAUAUUGAAAUUAUGAUGGGUGAUAUCAUUUCUUGGUCUUGGGAUCCACCAAAAUUUGUCAGAAAAGUCAAUUAUAGAGUUGCUGAAACUGAAACGGACACAAGCUCAGUCCCAAAAGUUGGAGGUUUUUCAAGCGGACCAAAUGGAAGUCCUACUGGAUCCUAUAGAAAGCACUUUCCCACUGUUGGAAAUUAUAAAUACUUCUCCGGUUACGUUGAUGAAGAAGGAACUAUUGCUUUUAGAGGAUGGGUGAACGUAGUUGCAAGAGAACCUUUUGUUUUAUAUCUUUCUUUUUAUCAAGGAUCUGCGGAAGCCACAUAUACAUUAGGUGGAGCUGGAAAAAGAAAGAAGAGAUCAGCUUGUUCAGUAAAAUCCUGUUCUGAUCCUGACCCGACAGUAUCUGAUGCAACAAAAUUUCCUUUGAAAAUGUUAACGUGCUUAGAUAGUGAAAUUGAUAGCAUAACUCCAUCUGAAGGUACAGCCGCAGAUACGUUAACCAUAACUGGAAGCGGAUUCGGCACAACUGAUUCCUGCGUAACUGUAGAAGUCGGACAAAAGACUUGUACAGUCAAAUCCAUUACUGAUACACAGAUAACAUGUAUUAUAGAUCCUGGAAACGAUAUGAAAAUUGGUGAACAGCAUUAUGUUAGAGUUUACGUUCAUGAAAAUGGCUAUUCGCAAAAUAAGCAAGAUUAUACUUUCUCCUACUCGCUUAGUCCACACAUUGCCUCUAUAACACCUACAUCUGGUUCACUUGCUGGAAAUAAUAAAAUAACAAUUACGGGAGCCGGGUUUACAACAGACACUGUUGAAGUAAAACUCGGCCUAGUCACUUGUGAAAUAGAAUCUGUCUCAUAUACAGAAAUUGUAUGUAUUUCACCUCUUAAAGCCUCAGCAUCGACUGAGACAGUAUCGGUAACUGUUGGAGGAUUUCCAGCUAUUUGCAAAGCAAGUGGAGACGUAUGCACCUACGAAUACUCGGCAGCUUCAACUCCAGAAAUAACGGCCAUAAAUCCUACAUCUGGAGGAGCAUCAACUACAAUAACUAUUACUGGUUCUAAUUUCGGUACAAAUAAAGAUGAUCUAUCUCUAAAAGUUGGGGAAGCUGAUUGUAUUCCAAAAGAUGGUUUAACUGAUACUCAGGUUGAAUGUGAUUUAGCUGCUUCAGCAGUAGGAGCAAACUCUUUGGCUCUUGAAAAAGUAAAUGCUGGCUCUGCUAUUGUCGGAAACAGUGUAAGUUUCAGUGGAACGCCAACUUUGGAUUCGGUAAAUCCGACAACUGGCUCUGCAAAUGGAGGAACCAUAAUAACCCUUAUAGGAAAUGGAUUUUCAGCUGAUAUUUCAAUAAGAAUUGCUGGUCAAGAUUGUGUCUUAAAAUCUAGAACUCUUUCAAGAGUGACUUGUGUUACCCCUCCCUUCAUUGCGAUGACAGUUACAAUCAAAAUAACAAGCGGAUCAACAGAAUUUCCAGAUAUAAACUAUGAGUAUACAGAUUUGGCUACCCCAAUCGUCUCGUCAAUAAAUCCAACAACUGGAACUGGAGGAGAUGCCCUGACAAUAACUGGGAGUGACUUUAAUACAGAUGCAGCUACAAACGCAGUUACAGUUGGUGGAUUAGCUUGUCCAAUUACUGGAACACCAACAGCAACAGAAAUUAUAUGCACAGUUGAUGCAAGUUUAGGUGGAGGAAGUCAUCCUGUCAAAGUUGAUGUUGACGGAAAAGGUCUUGCAACCAGUUCAGCUUCUUUUGUAAUUACGUUUGAGAUAACAGGAAUCGUACCAGCAGAUGGAAGUCUUGCUGGCGGUCAAACUUUGACUAUUAAUGGUGCUGGUUUCAAAUCAAGUGACAUAGUUACUAUUUGUAACCAACCAUGCCCCAUUGAAGCAUCAUCAAGCAGUCAAAUUACUUGUAUAACACCUCCCUCUUCCACAGCUCAAACAUGUCAGGUUGUUGUAAACUCAGGAGCUAGCCAAAUACAAGAUAACUAUGACUACUCAUCGGCAAAAACUCCUACAAUUUCAAACGUUCAACCAAAAAGAGGAGGAACAGCGGGUGGAACAUCUGUAACUAUAUCUGGCACCGGCUUUGGAACAGUAUCGGGUGAUGUUACAGUUUCAAUGAAUGGAAUUGAAUGGACAGUUGAUAACGUGACUGAUACUGAAGUAAUUUGUCGAACUGCAGCUGUUGAUAAGCCUGUUGGUCCAGAAAGAACAGGUCGAAAUAAAAUAAGAUUGUUGAUUUCUGCUAAAGGAAUUGCAGAUCAAACGAAUGCCGAUUUCGAAUUUAUUGAUGUUUGGUCAAGCACAUUUACUUGGGGAGGAGCUGAUCCUCCAGAAGAAGGUACUUUAGUUGUUAUCCCAGCAGGUCAAACUAUUUUGCUUGAUCAAUCAACACCUAAGCUAAAGAUGCUUCUUAUUCAAGGUGGCAGUGUAAUUUUUGACGAAGUUGACUUAGAACUGAAAGCAGAGAAUAUUCUCAUCACUGAUGGUGGUUUGCUACAAGUUGGUACUGAAGAAGAGCCUUUCCAACACAAAGCCAUUAUUACAAUGUAUGGUUUUGUUAGGAGUCCAGAAUUACCAAUUUAUGGUGCAAAAACUUUGGCUCUAAGAGAUGGCAGUCUAGAGUUGCAUGGCAAAAAAGUUAAGCCAUGGACAGUUCUUGAACAAAAUGCAGCAGCCGGAUCUAGUACAAUAGUGCUCAAGCAUCCUUGCGAUUGGAAACCAGAUGACACGAUUAUUAUUGCUUCUACAGGAGGUCACAUGUCUCAAAGAGAAACAGAAACAAGAAAAAUCGCUGCCAUAUCGGCUGAUAAACGCACAAUAACUCUAGACGCCCCUCUUACUUAUUCACAUAGAGGGGAAACCCAAACGUUCGAUGGAACUGCUCUAGAAGUGAGAGCCGAAGUAGGUGUUCUGGAUCGUAAUGUUGUCGUAAGAGGAAAUAAUGAUAUUCAAUGGAAUGAUAAAAUUGAAGCAUGCCCUGAUGGAUUCGAUCCAGGAGAGCAUGCCACUCAAACUUGCUUCCAAGGAAGAUUUGGAGAAGAAGUAGGCAGUGAUCAAUUUGGAUCUCAAAUAAUGAUUCAUCAAAAUGAUCUUAACGCUAAUAAAGUUAAAGUCAGGAUGGAGUAUGUGGAAGUAACCUAUUCUGGUCAGGCUUUCCGAUUAGGUAGAUACUCAGUUCAUUUCCACUUAAACGGCGACAUGACAGGCUCAUAUGUAAGAGGUUGCUCUAUUCAUGAUACCUUUAAUAGAGCUAUAAACAUUCACAACACCCACAAUUUAUUGAUUGAACACAACUUGAUAUUCAAUGUGAUGGGAGGAGCAAUGUUUUUAGAAGAUUCUAUUGAACAUGGAAAUAUUUUCCAAUAUAACCUUGCCGUUAAAGUUCGCUCUUCAUCGUCUCUGCUCAACGAUGAUAUCACUCCUGCCGCUUUUUGGAUAACCAAUCCCAAUAAUAUUGUGAGACAUAAUCAUGUAGCUGCUGGAACCCACUUUGGAUUUUGGUACAGAAUGCUUAAGCAUCCUGAUGGGCCUAGUUUCGAUCCAACUAUUUGUCCUCAACAUGUUCCGCUUGGAGAAUUCAAUAAUAACACUGUCCAUUCUGUUGGAUGGUAUGGUUUAUGGGUCUUUGAGGAUUAUUAUCCAACUCUUGAGGGGAAUUGUGGUCCUACAAAGACUCCAAUUAAAGCCAAAUUUACAGGAUUAAAGGCUUGGAAUAAUUUGAGGGGACUUGAAUUUGUUCAUGCAGGAGCUUUGCAAGCCCAUGACGGAAUAUUUGCCAACAACUUAAAGGCAGGCAUUGAGAUUCUUCAUAUCUUUAGACACCAUGGAGAGGUUGAGUUCUUUUCGGAAGAAGGAGCUUUGUUGAAGAACAAUGUUAUAAUCUCACAUUUAGAGCACACGGAUAGAGCUCCCUGCACAAAGAGGGGUUUAGUUCUACCUUUUGGUAGCGGUCUUUUGAUAGAUGGUCUUAAAUUUGUAAAUUUCGAUGGCGAACAAGUUUUUUCUCAUACUUGCUCAGCUAUUGGAACAGUAAAGAUUACCUGCACAUGUACAAAGUUGUGUUCUGGCUAUGACUAUCAAUUUAAGAAUGUAAAAUGGGUCAAUUCUAUUAAGAAAGCGUUUUUCGAAUGGGAACAUCAGGCGGAACUCACUGAUUUAGACGGCUCUUUAACAGGAACGAAUAAUGCAAAAGCAAUUGCAAAAUCAAAUCUGAUGCCCUCAAGUAAAUGUUCAGAUAGCCCCGAAUUUUCCGUAAAUUUUCCCGGACAAAUAUGUACUGAUAUAGAUAUUUUAAAACUGAAUUUGAAUGAAGUACAACCUGUCUCUCUUUUGUAUAAGUCAAUAUACAUUGAAAAUGAGUAUGGAAAUUCUAUCGUUCCUUACGCUUCCGAGAGAGAUAUUUAUAAAAAAGGCUGGAUGAUUUUAAUUCCUGCAGGACACCUUCAUAAAUUUUAUUUUAUUGAUGGUGCACAUAUAAGUAAUUUCACCUAUGAAGCUCAGUUUGAUGGACUAACGAACAAUGCCUAUGCCAUUAUUCAACAUAACUUAACAGAGCCAUCAUUUGACGAAGUCAGUAUUCUAAAAGACCCUGUUGACGGAGUUACUUAUGAUUUGACAAGACAAGUGUCAUACGACACAGAUAAAAAUGGAAUGUUCUAUUGGGAUGAAUCAAAACUAGAAUUAACUUACUUGAUUUCUGAUAAACCAGGCCCAGUUCCUCGUUUUACCAGACAAAUUAAAUUAGUAGCAACUAAUUGUCUCUAUGAAGGAUGUGUGAAUCCUUCUUCGGUCGACAUUCCCUUAGAUACAAAGAGACCUGCGACCGCAGUAUUCUGGAGCGAUCUCAAGAGUUGGGAGAAUAUGCCUACAGGUUAUGCAGGUGGUAAUCAACUCCCACAAACUGGACAAAAAGUUAUAAUACCUAAGGAUAUGUGGAUGGUUGUUGAUGUUGAAGUAAUUGACCUUCUUUGGAUUGAGGUUUACGGCACAUUAGAAUUCGAGUACAAACCUAAAUCUGAUGGAUCUUAUUAUUCAAUUUCUGUUACUACUACUUAUAUUUUUGUAAAAGGUGGUAGACUUAUUGCUGGUUGGCCAAAUGAUCCAUUCCAAGGAAAUCUCAAUUUACAAUUUAGAGGUUCUCAUGAGACUCCGAAAUUCCCUCUCCAAGAGGACGGGCCAACAGCUGGCAACAAAGUUCUAGCAGUUUUCGGAGGUCUGGAUUUGAUUGGUAAAAAUCGAACUGUUUACUGGACAACUCUGAAAUCUCCUGCUGCCGCUGGUGAUAGCAAACUCAUUUUGUCUAGAGCCGUAGAUUGGGUUGUUGGAGAAGAAAUUGUUGUAGCUCCCACAGGCUUUGAUGUAAAACAUACUGAAACAUUCACAAUUACCGGAGUAUCACCAGACCAAACGGAAAUUACACUAAACGGAACUCUUCAAUUUGCUCAUAUAGCAAGUACUGAACAAUAUGGUAGCCAAGUAAUACAAAUUGCCGCUGAAGUUGGUCUUCUGACAAGAAAUAUAAAAAUUAUUGGUCUUGACAAUGGCAAUAUGUUCAAACAAGCUUUUGGAGCAAGAGUUCUUGUUGGUAUUACAAGUGGCAUAAAUGAGUUUGGAGAGAUAGAAGCCCAUAUCGGCUAUGCAAGAUUAAGAAAUGUUGAAUUCGCGUAUACUGGACAAGAAGGAUUUGUGGCUUCUUAUGACCCUAGGCAUUCUCUUUCGUUUGUACAUACGGGAGAUGUUACAGAGAACAAACCUUCAGAAGUUAUUGGCUGCUCGUUUCACAACGGAUUUGCUACCGGAAUCGCUUUAUAUUCAGCAAAUAAAAUGGUAAUUGCAAAUAACUUGAUUCAUCAUGUUGUUCGAGAAGCCAUUCUUGUAGAGGGAAAUAUGAACGAAUUAAUAGAUAACUUAGUUGUUCAAUCUUUGUUCCCUGGUACGUUUAACGAUAGAAGGGAAAGCUCCAAUAUACUUUGGCACGCAGCUAUUGACAUAACUAAAUCGUCUGGAACUAAACUGAUAGGAAAUCAUGUAGCUGGCUCAGAAAGAGCAGGCUUCCACACGCCUGGUCAGCCAUGUGAUACUCCUACGAGUGAAUUGUGGAGAGAUAAUGCUGCUCAUACUACAAUUUUAGGUCUUUACCAAAGUCCCACUACACAAUGUUCCGCUGGCUGCAUCAUAUUUAAUGGUUUUACUUUAUAUAAAUCGAAUGGAUAUGGCGUAUACACUCAAACCAAAUGUUCUGUAACAUUUAAUCGUGUGAAAUUAGCAGAUAAUACAGUUGGAAUACUCACUAUGAUCGUAGGACCCAAGUUGGAUAACCAUGAGUUCAAGGAUUAUAGAACAAAAUAUCAUAAUGGGUUGAUUAUUGGCAAAUCAGCUUCAUUCAACUGUGAAACUGACGUUAGAAAUAAACAAGAUUAUAAUAUAAAAUAUGGCUCAGCAGGUUUAGGUUGGACCAUUGGUGGAGGUUUUGUAGGAGUUUCAUUCCCGUUGAGAACAUCUGGCGGAAAUCUUCAUCCAAAGAUGCCAUUCAAUUUGGCAAAAACAACUCCUGCAUUUUACGGAAUUAUGGAAAUAGAGAAUACUGAAUUCGCAAGAUUCCAAACAAUGUGUAGUAAUCAAAGAGACAGAAUGAUUGCUACAAACCCACGAUCCAUUGAUGUUCAAUGGAUUAUUGAACUUAAACGCUGUUAUAAACAUUAUGUUGAUGAGGACUCCCUUGUACAUUUCCAUAAGCCAACUGGAGCAUCUGCUGAUGAAUGUGUCGAUAUGACCUGUGACGGAAUGAAAAAACCUUUGUUGAGAAUCAUUGACGGAACUAUAACUGAAUCUUCAGGAGUCUUCUUUGCAGAUUCAACAGUUGGGUACAAUACAGACAGAUCUCAAGGUUUAGGAGAUUAUAGAAUACCAAAAACAAUGCUUACAGAAGUAGGCACUGGUAAAAGAAUUCCCCCUGAGGAAAUAAGAUUUGGUGGAUUAGGUAUUAUUAGAGAUAGCACAUGUCAACAAAAAUCAAACGUUCCAGGAUUUUUUUGUCCUUCAAUUGACUAUCAUACUAUGGUUUUCGAAAGUCUGGAUGAAGAUUCUAAAACCAGAAGAAUAGGACCAAUAGCCUUCCAAUCAGAUACUGGCUACUUAGAUAUGAUUAAUGGGCCAAGGGAUGUAGGAAUUUGUGCUGGCUAUGUUUGUAGACAUAGAUCGUCAGCAUUUUGGUCUAUUGUUAAAUUAAAUCAUCAAUAUAACAUCUACCUAACCGGUACAGCUCCACAGAGCCUUAGAUUUCACUUGCCAUACGUCAACUCACAAGAGACUAUAAGAAUAGCUUUCUAUUACGGCUUAAUGCAGAGAUUAGAUAUUUCAGUUGAUGGGGAAUAUAUUCCUCCUAAAAAUAUCAAAGACCCAAAUAAUUAUAAUGAUGGUUAUAUAUCGAGCACUAACCCGAAACAGGACUUUAUGCCAAGUUACUCAGAUCCAUCCGGUACCAACUACUUUGAUUCAGAUGAAAUGAUAAUAUACUUCCUCAUGAAGGGAAAUAAACCCGUCGAGAUAUCCUUAAAACAAGUUGUUAUUAUGCAAUUUGGCGUUCCUCCGAUGUCAGUAGCUGACUUUUAUGGGAAGAAUCUUGUACAGAAUUUGGCCAAUUUCCUUGGUAUUCCUAAAGAAAAAAUUCGUUACGUAAAUGUAAUAUCUGAACUAGCUGCCAGUAGUCGAAAACGACGUAGUCUUCCAAAUCUUAAAGUCAUGAUUCAAAUAGGAGAUCAGCCAGGCUCCAGCACUCUUCAAUGGUCCCAUCUCAAUAAUAUCUACUCUCAAAUUCAAGUUGCAAUUCAAACUGGCGAAUUAAAUGCUGUUGUCGGUAUCCAAUUACAAAACGUUUCACUUAGUCCUGCAGUACCUAGCUCCGACAACCCUGAUUGGCAAACAUAUAUUAAGACAAUAGAGAAUGGAGGAACUCCAACAGCACCUAUUGGUAAACCAGACAAAAUUGUUAUUAACGAAUGCAAUCCAUUACACGAAGGUGCUGAGUUUACAGCAGUUGCAAAAUUAGCAGACAGUGCAGGUUUUCUUGUUACAAAUCUUGGAGGUACUUGGAAAAUGAAAGUGGAAAUCCGUCAUGGCUCAACGGCUAAUGCAAAUACAAAAAUCCUUGGUGAAACAAUUGUUUCAGUCAGCUCGGGCUUCGCGGUAUUUAGAAAUUUAGCAUUCUCACAUUCUGGUGGUCCUUAUUAUUUGGAUUUCUCGGUUGUUGAGCCAAGUAAUUCAAAUAUUGCCAAAGUAUCAUCGAAGGAAAUCAACUUAAUAUCAAGACCAAUAACUUUAAUAUCUAAGAAGAGUGUUACGAGAGUAAUUAAAGCAGAACCAUUCCACUUUAAAAUUGAAUUGAUGGAUUCGGUAACGAAAUCUAGAAUUAGCAAUGUUUCUUGGAAGGGUCAAAAAUGGACUGCUAAAGCUCAAUUAGCUAAUAUUCACAAGUCACAGGCCUGGAGUACAUCAGGGGAAGUAGAAUUCGAUAAUAACGGCUACGCUAUUGUACACAACAUAUUUAAUUCAACUGGCUUUUUCGCUGUAAAAGUUAUGGCUAUCAGCAAUGGAAAUGAACUUGUUAAGGAGGAAUUUGUGAGAGUCUUUGAAAAAACUCAGAAACCCGUUAAAGUAGAUGUAACAAGACGACUUACUCUAAAGUUUAAAAAUGACUUUUCAUCUGUUGCUGAUCAUCUGACAUCAUUUGCAGUAGUGUUAGCAAAUCACGUCAGAAAAAUUAAAGAAGAGGUAGAAUUGAAUAAUUUUGCGUUUAGAGAAGGAAGUAUUUUUGCUAACUUUUCGGUUGGUGGAGAGAAUACAAAUGUUAACGAUGUCAUAGAAACCUUAAAAAAUCAAAUCAAAAAGGGUUUUGCCCUAGAUUUCAAUAGCAAAAAAUUCUCAGCUCACCCAUACUUUUACGUUGAUGGAAAAGUUGUUGAUGAGCUUGAUGGGCAGGAAACAGAAAAAGAGGAAUCUAGUUCCCUUAGUACGGGUGCUAUUGUUGGAAUUGCAGUUGGAUGUGGAAUUGGAGUAUUUAUUAUUGUACUCCUUGUUGUCGUUAUAGUUGUUGUAACUAAGAAUUCUAAAAAAGGUAGCAUAAACAAAGACCGAAUAAAUGACAGUCCCCCACCACCGUAUAUUGGAAAUCAGCCGCCUUCCUUGACGAAAUACGACGAAAUCAAAGUUAUACCUUCAAAAGAAAGACGUGACACGGAUGCUUCAUAUAUUUCUGGAAAAGUGUCGAGUUCCUCUUUAAGUAUAGGAACCUUUGGCCCGGACUCAAGACCUGGAAGCUCCAGAAAUGAAAUCGUAACAAGCUUAACUCCAAAUCCUAGUAGAAGAGCAUCAGCAGCUGCUGUGCCUACAGUAAAUGAAUAAAGUAUUCUAUAUUUUGCCCUGCAGCUAUAAAGAUUUUAACAAGGAACUUAUGAAAAACUUGAAUAUAUAUGAUAAAUAUAAAUUGUUAUGUCGAUAUUAAAUUUGAAAAUCUCUAAAGUUAUUGAACAGAAAAUCAAAUUUUAUUUUUAAAAGAAAACAAUAAGUUAAUUUAACAAUUAAUAUUUUCUCAGUCAAUUGUUUCUGAUUUUUGGUUAAAACCUCACUUGAUAUUUAGAUAAUACAAAUACAGCAUUUACACUAUAAAAAUCUGGUUUUAAUUGUUCUUUUAAGUUACCAAAGAUAUUAAAAUAACAAGAGUUUAUCU
Dimorphilus gyrociliatus is the source of this 14336-nucleotide messenger RNA. The record is from the annotation of a GenBank genome assembly. Lineage: Eukaryota; Metazoa; Annelida; Polychaeta; Dinophilidae.